AUGUUCGGAACGAACGGUUUCGUGAAGGUGUCCGAGCGAAACUGGGGGCGACCUGCAGCUUCAGAGGGCCUCCGGAAGAUCCGCUCUGAUCCGGUGCUGCCGAGGAUCGCCGAGGCCCAGGGCCGCGUCCUGGGCGGCUCUGCGAGGAAGGUUUCCAUCGAUGCGGCGGAUGGUUCACUGCCUCAUGUUUCUGGUGGUCUGGUGGCCAAACGUGCAACAGCAUUCAGGCAUGCCACCUCAUUGCUCCCGCCUGCAAGCGUAGAAGAGGCAACGAAUGCAGCCUUGGCCUCGAUUGAGGACAUCAGGAGUUCAGUGGAACAUUUCCAAGGAAGAUCCAACGGAGACAAGGAAGCCUUCUUGGACGAACCAACGGAUCUUCGGGAGGAUCUUCGAUAUCGCCUGGCUCGCUACAGAUAUGCAAGACGAAUCGAGCCGCCGCCGCCGCCUCUUGCAAUGGAUCCAGCGUUCGAGCCUGCGCCUCCCCGACCCGUCCAGGUCGCUGCAGCCCAGGCCCAGAUCAUGUCCUCCAGCUGCUUGCGGAGCUUCCAGCCGGACCGUAGACGCGCCCAGCUGGCAGAACAAGCUGAGCACAGGAGAUUGAGGCUUGAAGCUGCAAAAACAAAGCGGGAGCUGUCGCACCAGGAACUGGAAGAGAAGACACUGGCUGACAUAGACCGCUAUCUCCAAAGAAUGGAGCACUAUGAGCUUGAGAAGAACUCCAGUCGUUCGGGUGGUCGACGACGCCCGCUUGCGUCAUUGACUCUGGAGCAGCAGCUGCAGGAGCGCCAGAAGCAGUUUGCAACCAUCAUGGCAGCUGCUGCUUUCUGUGCCGGCGCCGUCAAGGCAAUGGCUGGAUUUGGUCCGAUCAGCCAGGCAUGCCUAUCCAGGUUCAACCGCAUCAGUGUCCAAGAGAAAGGCAUUGCGGCAAGGCCUUUUGCUUGUGCUGUGGCCAUCAAUUUGUGGCGUUCGCACUACGCUGAAGCAGUCCGCGUUCGACUAACCUGCAAGCUGCAAGAGGCAUCACCACUGUCUGAAGCAUCACGGACGCCAUCAAGCCCCACACGCAGCCCUUCGCGAAGGUCCUUAAAAGAGUCCGCCGACAGGAGCAUCAUGCAGAUGCAGCUCCCUCUCUUAGAGAAGUCCGAGGCGCUUCCAUUUAUGUGGCGCUGCCAGCUCAUGGAGGAUAUGGUCGUGAACCGACUGCGCCUCCGACGAGCCCGUGGACACGCGCGCUGUCUGCUCGCAGCACUCCGCUGCUGGCACCCCUUCCGUGCACUGCGGAUGAUGCGCGAUGUCGUGGCAAAGAUCCGACGCCUACAGGAUUUCCUUCGCAGCGCACUCAUCCGAUUGAAGGCCACGAGGGUGGCACUGAAGGUGCAGAUGCUUCAGAUUGAGCGGGAUCUGGUCGAAAAGGAGCUGGACGAGGAACCGAAAGAGGCAAAGGAUUCCAAGGAUCUUUGCCGGCGGAUGUCGUACAAAGCCUUGGACCAGAAAUCUCAAGAUCAGACCAAAGCCCUUCUUCCUGACACUUGGCGGACGCAGGCAGUAAAUUCUUUAUUGCGGCUUCGAAGACACGAGCAAUUGCAGCUGCUGCAAGAAUGGCGAAUGGACAUGGCGACUUACCACUGGGAGGUGCAGGAAUGGCGGAGAGCGCGCUCUGCAUUGACCUGCCCCAUCAUGCCUCCUUAUCCGACGCAUGUGCCGAGGAGCAAGGAGCUGGCAAAGAUCAUUUGCGAAGCCCGGAGAAAGUGCAGCUGGGUGCAUGUUUGUUGCAGGUUUGCAAUCAUGUACAUGAUGCCAGGGCUUGUCGUUUGGCUGGCGAACUUCUGGGAGAACAUCUGGGAAGCAGCCACGAACGGAUCUCAUGUGUGGGGUGGCGGGUGGGCAGUGAGCAGCACAAAGCGACAGUUGCCGCUCAAAACGUCGUUGAAGAGCCUGGUAGGAUGGUGGGCGGAGCGGCGCACAUGGGCCCGUGUGGCAUUUCGCAGCAACAUCGGGUACUGUAUGGGGCAUGCAGCGAUUUGGGCCGCACUCGUUGUCUGA
Messenger RNA from Symbiodinium sp. CCMP2592, 2043 nucleotides. The record is from the annotation of a GenBank genome assembly. Lineage: Eukaryota; Dinophyceae; Suessiales; Symbiodiniaceae.